CGCGGUGCAGUCACCUACCGGCCUGCCGACGUGGCGGGGCGGAAGAAGAGCUGCUGGCUGACACCAGACGGAUCACCAUGUCCCAAGCAGCUGCCCCCUCUGACGCAGACCCCUCUGCUGACAUCACCCCUGCACCUACCCAGCCCCCUCAUACUGACCAGGGCUCCUGCCAGGAUGUCCCAGAAGCCCUUGCACCGCCCUCGGCCCCUCUGCAGCCUCCUUUGAUCCCUGAGAGUGUCGUCCUCCUGCAGUCCAGCGAGGAGAAGACCACAGAGGACCCCACCACCACCACCAAGACUUCAGAGGGUCCGACUGACCAACCGGAGCCUCCCACUGACGGUCAGCUGAUCGAAUGUGACCAACCAGUGAGUCUGGAGCCAGACGCUGUAGAGGAGGACGUGGAGGGUAAGUCUGUGAUCAGUGGAGGUUUGGAUGCCUUGGAGUUCAUUGGAAAGAAGACCAUGACUGUUCUGGCUGAGAGUGACCCGGGUUUCAAAAAGACCAAGACCCUGAUGCAGAAGACUGCAUCACUGAGUCAGAUGUUGAAAGAAGCCAAAGAGAAAGAGCGUGCACGUCUGGGCAACCAGCCAAUCAGUGUGCCCACAGCUCACUACGGUAUUCUGUUUGACGACUACCAGGGCUUGUCACACCUCGAGGCCCUGGAGAUCUUGUCCAAUGAGAGUGAGGUCAAGGUCCAAGCUUUCCUCUCCUCCUUGGAGGAAGAGAAGAGGGAGGAGGUGAAGGAAGGGCUGAUUUUUGAUUAAGGACUCUGCCCCGAAAGAGGAGAGGAAGAGGAAAAAGAAGAAGGAAAAGGAGAAGGAGGACAGACGAAGGAUAACGCGGCUGAUGGCGAGGAGUUUGUGAGCGUUCUCACUGAGCUAUUGUUUGAGCUUCAUGUUGCUGCCACGCCAGACAAACUCAACAAGGCUCGGAUGAGGGCCCAUGAAUGGGUGAGCGAGGUGGAACAGCCUGUCACUACAGAGACGGUUGGCAGGGAAACGCAGGACCAGCCGGGAGAAGAAGCCUCACCUGGAGAGAACGAGCAGGAGGAGAAGAAGAAAGACGGGGAGGAGAAGGGGGAGAGAAAGAGCGAGGGGGAAGAGAUGAAGGAAGGAGAGGAAGAAAAAGAAGAGAAAGAGAAAGACCCCAAAUCUGUAGAGGCUGUCUACCUGUCAUCAGUCGGCAGUCUGGCAGAAGUGACGGCUCGCAGUAUCGAGCAGCUCCACAAGGUGGCAGAACUAAUCCUCCACGGCCAGGAGCUGGAGAAACCAGCCAAAGACCAGGCACACAUCCUCACCAGGUUGACAUGCGCCAUGUGUAAGGAGGUGGAGUGUUUGGCCAAGAAGUUCUCUGAUACACUGCUCCUUGUUGGGGGCCAGAGGAAAGCAGAGGAGUUGAAUCCACUGGUAGAUAGUGUGCUGCUAGAGGGCUCCAACAGUAACAACUACAUCCAGAAUGCAUUUCAGCUGCUGCUUCCCGUCCUGCAGAUCUCCCACAUCCAGAGCCAGCACUGUCGGUCCACCACAGAACCAGACGCACAGGCACAGCACUAACACUUACACACACUCACACACACAUACACACACGCGCUACCUGCUCACCUGCUUGUCUUAAUGUAUCUAUUGUUGUACAAUAAAGAGAAUAGAUUAUUCCAGAUGAAGUGCUUUAAAUCUCCAUUAAGUGCCAUAGCAACAGGCAGAAGAUGUUUUAUAUAUACAUAAUAUAAUCUUAAAGAUAACAAUUUAACAAGUAGUUACACAUAGAAGUGACCCACAUAUAUGUUUGUGCCUGUGUCUCUUCUCCGUUGUAUCUCUGAUUGUUAUUUUGACUCUAUUUAGCAGUUGAUUUUUUUGCUUUGAGGAACCAAAUAACGUUCAGAGCUAAUUCGAGCUCAGCUGUGACUCAUUCUAACCAACCAAGAUGUUUCUCUUUCGUCUCCAAAGGCUAAACCAAAAACAGAAAAUUACUGAUUGUGUUGAAGGGACUCUACGUUAAUGUAUGUUAAGCUUUCUUUGCACUACUUAUGGUCCAUUGUUAUUUCAACAGAAAGAGCAUUGGCUGACACUAGUGAAGUUGCUUUAAUCUGGUUUGAGACAAAAUGCCAGUAUUGGUGAUUAUACACAACACUUUUUGCUUGUUUUUUUUAUGUUAAAUUAUAUGAAGAAACACUACCUUAUAUUUUACUUUUAUGCAGUUUGAUUUGAAAGAAAAAUCUGAUCUUCAUACUUUAAAUUAGGAAAUAUUUAGUUCUCCUUCUCCCUUCUCGUGUACAUUGACAGUGUAAUGUAGGUGAAUUCAUCUCUAAUUAUCUUUUGUUGUGCUGCUACUAAAUGAAUCGCUUUCAUGCAAGAGUUAGAUAAGAUCGAUAACCGCUCUCAUAUCUGUAUGAUAAACAGAAACUUACACCCAGCAGCAGGUUAUAGAUUAACGCAGAGACUAGAAAUAGCUAGCCUGGUUCUGUACAAAAGAUUUUAUUAGCACAUUGUAUCGUCGUAAAAAACAACAACAUGUUACAGGGGGUAAUGUGCAGGAAGUAGUACAGAUUUAAACCUGCAGUAACUGAUCUUUUGGCUACUUGGGUUCAGCAGAAAAAAGAUGAAAUUCAUUAUACAACCCUGAGUUGUAAAUUACAGUUAAAUAACCUUGAAUCCUUGAUAUGGUGAACAGCUAAACAAUGAGCUGAAACUCGGUAUAAAGCUCCAUAAAGCAGAG
This is a messenger RNA of Morone saxatilis (striped sea-bass), 2712 nucleotides long. RefSeq names its product family with sequence similarity 114 member A1 (gene fam114a1). The record is from RefSeq and is a predicted model, not a curated record. Lineage: Eukaryota; Metazoa; Chordata; Actinopteri; Moronidae.